This is a messenger RNA of Blastomyces dermatitidis ER-3, 1741 nucleotides long. RefSeq names its product actin binding protein. The record is from RefSeq and is a predicted model, not a curated record. Bases 111 to 1247 code for a protein of 378 amino acids. Gene Ontology annotation, molecular function: tRNA (cytidine-N3)-methyltransferase activity. Lineage: Eukaryota; Fungi; Ascomycota; Eurotiomycetes; Onygenales; Ajellomycetaceae. The transcript has a single exon.
GGAAAUUCAGAAUGUUGAGAAAACUCACUCGAACGGUCAUUUCCCCGCACCAUUACUUCAACCUACUCUCCUUUCGCGUUCAUUGCAAUAUCUGGAGAAAUUCUUAAACUAUGGCUCCGUUAGAACUCCAGGGAAAUGACGAUUAUGAAGCCAUCGCGCGAGCGGUUCAACCAGUUCCCCGCCAUCGAUCUCACGACCCCACAAACAACCAGAAGCGGACAGAUCCUUUCCAGUUCGGCUCGCGCUAUCUCGAAGAAGGCGACGAUAUUUUCGAAUUCAACGCUUGGGAUCACGUUGAAACUGACGCUGACUAUCGAGAAUACGCAGAGCUUCAAUACUUAAGGCAGAAAGAGUCACCGGUCCCAGAGGACGCUCGUGACAAAUACAAUGCGAACCCUUCCAAAUUCUGGAAUCUAUUUUACAAGCACAAUACGAGCAAUUUCUUCAAGAAUCGCAAGUGGCUCCAGCAAGAAUUCCCGAUCUUAGUGGAGGUUACUCAACCCGACGCGGGUCCUCAGGUUAUUCUGGAAGUUGGCGCAGGAGCAGGCAAUUCCGCGUUUCCAAUUCUUGCGAAUAAUAAGAAUGAGCAACUAAGGCUGCAUGCGUGCGAUUAUUCUAAGAAAGCAGUGGAGGUUAUGCGCAAGAGUGAGCAGUAUGAUGAAAAGUAUAUGCAAGCGGAUGUAUGGGACGUUUCGGCUGAGGGCGAGGAUUCUUUACCCCCUGGCCUAGGUCCGGAUUCUGUUGAUGUGGUCGUGAUGAUUUUUAUCUUCUCCGCCCUCUCACCCAGCGAGUGGGGCCGCGCGUUGAAGAACAUUCACCGGGUUCUAAAGCCCGGUGGCCAUGUGCUUUUCAGGGACUAUGGGAAGGGGGAUCUCGCACAAGUGCGCUUUAAAAGCGGUCGGUGGAUGGGUGAAAACUUUUAUGUGAGAGGGGAUGGAACGCGAGUAUACUUCUUUGAGAAAGAAGAACUGGAGCACAUCUGGGGUCGAUGGAGCCCCCAAAAUGGAAUUCCGGAAACUAGCGAGAGCAAGGUUGCAGGUUCUGCAGACACAGCUCCGGAGUCACCAGAUGAUGCCGGAUUUGAAAUAUUGGCGCUUGGAGUUGACCAACGACUGAUUGUUAAUCGACAACGGAAAUUGAAAAUGUAUAGGUGUUGGAUGCAGGGCCGUUUUCAGAAAAAGAAGGUCGAAUCGCAGCAGUCCAGCACGCGCAACCCUGAUAGCCAGAAAGUUGAGCUUCCAAACUGAAUGGUCACUAUGCUGUUUUGCAUUAUACACCAUCGUUUCGAUAGACGGUUUAACUAGAAUCACGGCCUUACGGCACUUGGAGUUACGGCGCUGUGCUCAGUUACGAAAAUGCAAUUUAUGCGCUACUCGAAGUUAACAAUCCUGGCCAUGAUCACCUAGACAUCUUCGACGCCGUUUAAUUAACCAUUUGUUCUUCUAUCGAUUUAUUCUCACCACUCAGGCGUCUCAUAUAACAAGCGAUCGCAGCACCCUACAAUCUCAUCCAGCUAAGAACCAAAUCAGGACCAGGCAAACCGGGCAAACGCGAGUACCUACUGUCUACCUCAAUACAUCAUAUUCCAUUCGGCUCUUUUUCAGCCAGCUUGCAAGAAGAUAAUGAAACACUAUGAACUACGACUUUCUAUGAGGUUUUGAAAAGUAGGAUUAUCUACUCCAAUAUAGAAGCAUACAUAGAGUAUAGAUAUACUUUGAAUACAAUCUAAUAUCUAACAGAA